GCGGCGCUUCGCUAAGAAGAGUCAAAGUCGUGUAAUAAAUUUCGUAAAUGUAAAAAAGCAAUCAUGUCGGGAGAAAAUACUGAAGUCGAAACUUAUUUCGGUAAAUGUAGGUGUUGUCUUUCCUACGGCUACCUAAAAAACAUGUGGAUAGAACAUAAAUACGAGGGAGAAACAGAGAUUUACGGCGAGAUGCUAGUUCAAUGUUUUGCUUUGACUUGGAAUAUAUCUGAGGAAGCUAUGGAUCACGAUCAGAUCUGCGAGUCCUGCAUCGGUCGGCUGCGAGAUGCGAAUGAGUUCAAGAAGAUUGUCAUGGACGCACAGGAGGAACUUCUACAGCAGGUCGAUGUUAUUGAAGUCAAAGAAGAAAAAAUGGAAGCAGAGUUUCUUGAAGACAAUGAGAGUGAUGGAGACAUACAGACGGAGUACGCUGAAAUAGAACCUAAGGGUGAGAGCGUCCAAAUUGAGACGGAGUAUGAAGAAGUAGAGUAUUUGGAGGAGGACGAUGAUGGAACUAAUCAGACUGUUGAUACCGAUUCUUCACAACUGACGGACCAACCCACGCCUGCGAGACGGAAGAAGCAGCCCAGAAAACAAGACCCAGAUGAAGAUGAGCCAAAAAGAAAAUGGCCAAAAAAGCUACCGAAAGCAGAAAGGCAUAAAACAUACAAGCAAUAUUCCGAGGAAGACCUUAGAAACUGCUUGGAGGAGGUCAGGAAUCAGGAGUUGUCUAUCAAUGAAGCGGCCAGGAGGUAUAAUAUUCCUAUGAAGACCAUUUGUGGAAGAUUGAGAGAGGAACCCAAAGAUGUCCAGAUUGACAAUACAACAAGAUCAAAAUUGGAACCAAAUGUAAAGAAAACCUCGACAGUGGAUGCGAAAACUAAAAAACUUAUCGAACUCAAUAAAUUAAAAGAAAAACGAACCAAUCUGAAAGCUAAAAACGUUAAGAAAGUAUCCCCUUCUGAGAGCAUUGAACCCAACGAAGAAAUGGAUGACCCGGUUGACGCUGAAAAAAUGCGUACGCAACAUAAAGCAAUAGUGAACGAUAAAUUCAAGGAAGGCAACGAAAUGAAUAAGCACAGGGAGAAUAUAAAAACUAUAUUAAUCAAUUCUAACGCUACAUUAAUCAAAGCGGUUCCUAUAAAUGGUUUCUAUUGUCACUUUUGUGGUAUACAGACAGAAAAGCCACUUGAUUUGAAACGGCAUAACUUAGCAUCUCAUAGCGUUGUCAAUGAUGAAGUAAUAAAAGUAAAAUACGUCUCAAACUUAGUUUUAAAACUAGAUAUUACCGAUCUCAAGUGUAAACUUUGCGACAAAAAUAUUGAUACUUUAGAAGAUUUUUUCGAUCACCUAACCAAAAUUCAUGAUAAAGUCAUACAUACUGAUAUCAAAAAUCAUAUAAUUCCCUUCAAAUUUAAUACCGAGUCUCUUCAGUGUGUGAUUUGUAGGAGGGAGUAUAAAUUUUUCAAGUUACUUUCAGAGCAUAUGAGUGACCACUAUAGAAAUUACGAAUGUUCGUCAUGCGAACGAGCUUUUAUAAACAAACAGGCGAUGCAAACUCACAGCUAUAGACAUAAUAAAGGACUCUUCAAAUGCUCUCACUGUCCAAAAAUUUUCGAUUCGCGUCCUAAAAUAAACGAACACGAGCGAGUGGUCCACGCUUGGUCGAGUAAAACGCGAAAAUGCGCUUUCUGCAGCAAAAGAUUCCCUUCCAAAGAUAUGGUACAGAAGCACGAAGUGAAGAUACACGGAGCAGAACCUACAAUAUAUUCGUGUGACGCCUGUGACAAGGCCUAUACUAGCCAGGGUUCAUUGAUAGCUCAUAGAAACAGGUUCCACUUAAUGGCACGACCACACAAGUGCUCGUUUUGCGAAAUGGCAUUUUACUCGAAGAUGGAACUGAAGUCCCAUACGGUGACACACACGAAAACGAGGGAGUUUAAAUGUGGAACGUGUUCGAAGACGUUUGGUACGCGGUGUAAUUUGAACCAGCACGCUAGGUCUCAUUCUGACGAUAGAAGGUAUCAUUGUGUAACUUGUGACCACGGCUUCGUGCAUAGGACAACUUGGAGAGUUCAUAUGAGGACUCAGCAUGGUAAAAUUGUUUAAAUAAUCUCUACAAAAACGCGUGAGUUAGCCGGACUACUAUUACAUGGUUGGUUGUUACAAAAUGAUUAAGACCGUGAACUGCCUCGUUGGUGCAGUUGGCGCAAGCGCGGCUACUGAGCACGAGGUCUCGAAUCAAUUCCCGAGUCGAACUGAAAUGGCUCUGUGGAUUUUAGAAACUUUCACAAAGCAGCAUGGAUGCUGGUGAUUGAUACACCCGUGGUUCGUGGAGAGCACGUUUCUGUCGGUCCUGCCUCUAAUCUCUCUCCGAUCGUGCCGGUUUACCGUCCGUGAUCG
Molecule: messenger RNA, 2400 nt
Organism: Helicoverpa zea (corn earworm)
Lineage: Eukaryota; Metazoa; Arthropoda; Insecta; Lepidoptera; Noctuidae
Product: zinc finger protein 184-like
Exons: 5
Coding region: 64-2106 (680 amino acids)
Biological process (GO): regulation of transcription by RNA polymerase II
Cellular component (GO): chromosome; nucleus
Molecular function (GO): chromatin insulator sequence binding; zinc ion binding
Source: RefSeq, a predicted model, not a curated record